Messenger RNA from Lytechinus pictus (painted urchin), 4825 nucleotides. RefSeq names its product ADP-ribosylation factor-like protein 13B. Gene Ontology annotation, molecular function: GTP binding; GTPase activity. Gene Ontology annotation, biological process: non-motile cilium assembly; receptor localization to non-motile cilium. The record is from RefSeq and is a predicted model, not a curated record. NCBI's taxonomy places the organism in Eukaryota, Metazoa, Echinodermata, Echinoidea, Temnopleuroida, Toxopneustidae. The transcript has 10 exons. Bases 475 to 1971 code for a protein of 498 amino acids. Gene Ontology annotation, cellular component: non-motile cilium; ciliary membrane.
GCCAUUACUUGGGGACCAAUACAUUAUAUGAAUACUAAUCCAAAUGAACGUUCGUCAACGUUUUGAAAGAUGUUAAUUCAUUGUAAUUUUGGUGCAAGAAACAUCAUACUCCAUAAUUCUGUCAAUUUUGUGUGAUAUUGUAUUCCAGAAAAUAUUCUUAAAGGAAGUUUAAGCGGAUUUUCAGGAGCCAUAAAUUGACGAAAAGAGGACGAGUACGAUGUGUGUGAGCACGUAAUGAGCGGAACAUGCAUAGAGAUGAAUGCUACACAGUCAUACCCGGUACACACACGUACACACACGUCACCCGACACACACAAGUUGCUGCGGUAACAAAACAUAUUUACGACAUAGAGAAAUGCAGUGAUCAGUGACUAAUUGGAUGUUUUCCUUCGUUCGAAGAUGUAAACUAUACUGAUUUAUUACUUAUUGAUAAGGGAACAAGAUACAACAUAGGUGUUUUUUGAAACGCAGGUAAUGUUCAGCUUAAUGGCCUGCUGUUUUCAGUGGAUCAAAGAGAGGCGAGAGCCUCGCAAGCAAGUCACUUUAGCUCUGAUAGGGCUUGAUAACGCUGGCAAGACAACAGCUUUGAAAGGGGUGCAAGGAGAAUCUCUGGACUUGGUUGCACCAACUGUGGGCUUUGCGAGCGGAGAAUUCAAACUCGGCAAGUACGAUGUGACAGUCUUCGACCUUGGUGGGGGCAAGCGUAUCCGCGGCAUCUGGUCCAACUACUACGGGGAGUCUCAUGGUGUUGUGUAUGUCCUGGACGCCAGCGCAGAGGAUCGGCUCCAGGAAUGCAAGGAGUGUCUGGAGGAUGUCCUCAAGAAGGAAAAGAUCCGUGGCAAGAGAAUACUCCUUCUUGCUAAUAAACAAGACCAAGAAGGAGCGCUGGAUGAGAUUGAUAUCUGUGACCAGUUAGAUCUAGAAGAGAUUGUCAGGAACAGUAAAUGCCCUUGCAGAGUGGAAACCUGUUCUGCUGUGCAAGGCAUCGGCAAGCGGAUGGACCCAUCCAUCAGGGAGGGGAUGCUGUGGCUCCUGGAAGGGAUCGGCAACGACUGGGCCACGAUUAGUAAGAGGGUGGAGGAAGACACCGCUGCUCAGAGGGAGGAGGAGAAGCAGAGGAGGAAGGAGAAGAGAGAGCGUGUCAUGAAGGAGAAGGAAGCAAGGAAAAAGAGAGAGGAGGAAGAGAGAAAGGCCAAAGGAUUACCUUCGGAAGAGGAAGAAGACGAAGGUGAGGCAGAUGUAGCCGAUGGGGACCCAUUCCAGAAAGUUAACAAUGGUUACUUUUCAAAGAAAAAGAAUGAAGCUGCAGAGGCGAAGGAGAAGCAAAAGAAGAAAGAUUCAGAAAACGCCACAGGAAACAAUAACAAAUCAAAGGAGAGCAUUGCGAUGACCGAGUCAUCAUCUUCACACAAUGUCAAUGACCGCGUUGGGACUGUAGAGGGAGACAUUCAAGAUGUGAGGAGUAAUGGGGAUGGGGGCAGCGACAGGACGUCAGGGAGUGGUCCCUUGAGUCCUGACGUGUUGAGCGAUGGGAAGCCAAGUGGUCAGGAUGAAGCAGGGACCAUGCCCGAAGGACAGUCAAAGAAGGUGGUUAUAGGCUCACAGGAAAACCUGAUAGAGGAACCUUCAAACAAUGGUGAAGAGAAGAAAAAGAAGAAAAAAAAGAAAAUCAAGAAGAACAAGACCGCCCCGAUGCCUGUGGAUGGUACCGACGAGCUAGCUCCCUCCCACCUAUCCGCUCCUCUUGCCACCCCGUCCUGGGCCCAAGCGCCUGGUCAUCGAAAUCUCUUCAAAUCCUCACAGAAGCCCACGCUUGCACCUCUAGUAGAACAGUCCAGCCCAAGGCCGUCCUUGGACCCUCUAGUGCCUUCAAGUACAGUCAAUCACAGAAGAAAAGAGAUACUCCCAGAGCUUAGGUCAAGAUCAACAUUGAAGCCCAACAUCGAAGAUGAUGAUGAUGUCAUGACGUGACAUAAAUCUAUCAGUAACUUAGAGUGACUUGUUAUUUAUAUUGGACUCGGGAGAUUGAGGGGAGAGAAAGAGAGAGAGAGAGAGAGAGAGAUUUAGUGAGAAAGGGAUAGAGGGGGGGGGGGAGAAAUGUCAAUUUAUCAAAUUUAAUCAUCUUUAUAUUAAUAUAAAAACAAAAAUAUUAAUUUGCAUUUAAGCAAACCAUUUGUUCUGAAUUUUUGAAGUACUAUGAUUGUUGUUAUAUAUCACUUUAUUUGCAAAUCUGCAUAUUAAAGGAAUACAAUAUAUGCCCAGGACAGUUCUUUGUAAUGAGAAAAUGCAGGGCAAUAAAAUUCACUAUACAGAAAAAAACACAGCCAAUUAAAAAUCUACAAAGUAUUUUAUUCAAAGUUAUAUUCCAAAUAAAAAUGUCCUGAAAACUCUGACCGUGUUUUUUUUUCUCCACAUUUGCUAAUUAUGCUAAAAAGAUCACCUGCUGCCUAUGCGCUUGGGGUCUAAGAGGAAAUAAAACAGCGUAAGAAAUGAUAAUAAAUAUCAAUUUCUUAACUUCAAUGACUUGCAGAAAACUAACCAGUGACACACAUGGUACUUUCCCCAGCAACAGUAGAUAUUAUCUUUGACACCACAGAGUAGGUUUCCUUGAAGUUAGUGAGUAGGUCAAAUAUUGCUGUUAUUGUGUAUGUUUACAUGUAUUAAUUGCAGCUUGAAGUUCAGAUGUGAUCAAUUAUACUAUUCACUAGAUUAAUUAAAAACAUAAAAAGCAGGUGAUUGUUAGAAGAUUUUUAAAAUAGCUUGGCUUUAUAAAUUCUUUAAGAAAGCAUUCUAUACCUAAAUAUGAUCUGCAGAACAAACUGUUUUGGGGGUGUUUUUUCCAUAAAGAGUCAUUCUUACAUGAAAGUCAAAUGCAUAGUUGUAUUUGUUAUACAUCACAGCAUUGUUAAGAUCAUGAUAAGGUUUUAAUCACACUGCUUUGCAUUCAUCAAUUACAGUAGAUUACUUACACUGUAUGCAUCAAACGUGUGCAUGGGCGCUUACGCAUGACUUCAAAGUCCGUCUUCACUAAAUGUAUAAAUAUGUUAUUUAAAUUAUAUAAUGAGAGCCUUGAACAAACUGUAUUUUGCAUUGAGGGUGCCAAAGAUAUUUUUUAUUGUGCUAAAUUGAAGUUUGCAUACAUUCGCUUUCCUGGCUUACUCAUUUAUGUACAGUACAUACAACAUACACUGAUGUGUACAUGUAUUUCUUCUUCACGUUCAUCUGUGUUGUAUUCAGUAUGUCUGUUAUUUAUUUCAAUAGAAUCAUUGAAUUCAGUCUUAAUUUGCUCUUUCUACUGAUAUUCUAAUUAUUUAAGGUUUUUGUAUCCGUCCAGAAGUAAUUUAUUCAAAUGAUAAAAUGAAAUACUAUUUGGUAUUGUAAAUACUUAAAUAUACAAUUUAAUUUAUUAGAAAAAAAAAUUAUGUUAACAUAUUCUAGAAAAAAAACAUGAUGCUGCUACAGUGUACAUAAAAGUUGCAUAGAAUUAACCAUUUUUGUUAUCAAUGGCAAAUACUAGCCAACAUUGAUCGCAGCCCAAAAGUUCACAUGUAACUAAGUUACAAUUGCUGGUAUUUCAGUUCCAAUUGUAAAUACAUCUAUCAAACAGGGCCCAGACAUUAUAUGUUGUCAUGAAAAACAGUUUUAUUGAAAGAGAAUAUUGAUACAAAAUAGUUCUCUAUAAUGGAAUAAUCUUUGGAUUUGGAAUUAUAUUUAUGGGCUUUGUAACACAAGUACUUGCUUUCAAUUGUAACUUCAAACAAUGGCUCUGAUUGGUUGAUAAUUGCUAUAGCCAACAAUAUGCACAUGCGACAAUAAUCUUGAUUGGUCAAACAAAAAGUUUUUUUUUUAUUUGAGUGGAAAUUUAAGUGCUUCAGACUUGAGACCUAUUUGACUGCAAAAGAAAAGGAAGGAUGGGGGGGGGGGUGAAAAACCACAUUUUGAAUGAAAAAUUUUCUUAAUAAAUCUAAAGAGCAGUUAGUUCUCCUGACAGAAUAUACAUGUAUAUAUUAGAAAAGCCUACAAUUAUUUUAUAAAUUCUAACCUGUGAUAAAGGUGAAAACACGGCAAUUCAAACCUUGAUUUUCAGUGUGCUAAAUGUAAUCAACGUUCAGUGUAUUUCUAUUGUCACUUUUUUUUGAAAUCUCGUCUGCUUUUUUCUCAGGAACAUUAUCUUAAUCAGUGUUUUAUUCACUUAAGUCACCCAUUUUAUUCAUCCAUGCAAGCAAAAAUGCAUUUUAUUGCUAAAAACAACAAAAGGCCUCAUAAACCAUUUUGCAAGCAAGUAUGUAAUGUUUUGUUAGUUGUAAAUUCAAUGUGCAAUAUUGUUGUGUACAUGUAUUCAUUAUGUAGUGUUAAUAUGAUUUGAUGAGCUGUAGUACAAAAUCCCAUCUAAAUUGACAAAAUGUUAGGUUUUGAGUUUAAUCAAUAGAGGGUGUCUUAGUUACGGUUCUGGACAGUUGUUUUGUUGUAUCCACCUGGGCCCUGUCUUACAAAGAGUUACGAUCGAUCCAAUCAACCACAACUAUGGAAAGCCAGUAGCGUUAAAUACAUCUAAAAUACAUGUUUGUUCAAAAUAUUUUCUAGAUAUGAUGUAUACAUUCACUGUUUUCUUGACAAUUCAGUAUGCUUCUCUUUGUUAUCAAAGGACAUUGUGCAAAUUUCCUUGAGGAAGAACUAUGACAAUGAUGGAUUUCCAUAUAGUUAAGGUUGAUCACAUCAAUCACAACUCUUUGUAAGACGGGGCCCAAGUGGUAUUUUGAGGUAAUAGUGUCGUACCAGCACACUUCUCAAGAAAUGCUGAGCCAGUAAAUCUACUGAACAUCCA